GGUCAGCGCCAGGUCAGGGGAUUCGCGGGAUGAUAGAAGAUGGCGGCGAGAGGCGGAAAGAAUGGGCUGCUGGAGAAAUGGAAAAUUGACGAUAAACCGGUAAAAAUUGACAAAUGGGACGGAUCUGCUGUGAAAAACUCGCUCGAUGAUGCAGCCAAAAAGGUUCUACUGGAGAAGUACCGGUACGUGGAGAACUUCUGUCUGAUCGACGGGCGCCUCAUUAUCUGCACCAUCUCCUGCGUCUUUGCCAUCGUGGCCUUGGUGUGGGACUAUCUGCACCCCUUCCCCGAGUCCAAGCCUGUCCUGGCCAUCUGUGUCAUAUCUUAUUUCCUGAUGAUGGGCAUCCUCACCAUUUAUACCUCAUAUAAGGAGAAAAGCAUAUUCCUGGUGGCGCACAGAAAGGAUCCCGCCGGAAUGGACCCCGACGAUAUCUGGCAUCUCUCCUCCAGCCUCAAACGGUUCGAUGACAAAUACACGCUGAAGGUCACUUACAUCAGCGGAAAGACCAAGGCCCAGCGGGAUGCGGAAUUCACCAAAUCCAUCGCCAGAUUCUUUGACGACAACGGCACGUUAGUAAUGGACUUGUUCGAGCCAGAGGUCUCCAAGCUCCAUGACAGUUUGGCCAUGGAGAAGAAGACUAAAUAAAGCUUUGGACCCCCAGGGCCUUUCUUACGCUUAGAGGGAACCCCCAGGGGUGAUACAGUAAGGAUUGUGCGUUCUUUCCCUGCCUCUGGGGGGAGCUUGUCGUGCUUUGCUCUUCUUAACGUCCUCAGUGGGAGGAGCCACAGGCGCCUUGGGCAGCGGAAGGGGCGGGUACUAAGGUUUUGUCCUGAAAUACUCACUGCUCCCACUUAUUAAACGUAGUUAUUUCCCGCAUUUAGUAGAGGGAAUUGUCAGAGAGAAAUGUGCAGAAAGGAGUCCGUGCCCGACUCUCCGACCAUUUAGGGUGAAGGCACACGGAGCUACUUAGUAGCAGCUACAGAAACAGACAAUGCUGAUCAUUUACUGAUAAUUGUCUCUGUGUGUGUUUAGCAGAGGCAAUUCUCAGUAUUGUCUAUGGCAGGGGAUUUUUUUGGGAUUUAGUAGCUGCUACUAAGUAGCCUUGUGUGUCUUCACCCUUAUGCCGAGCAUUAGCAUCAACGGCAACAGCCCUGAUUGGCUCCAAAAUACCGUCAUGGCUGGGGAUUGGUCGGCACAGAGGCAGGGUACCCAUCCUUGUGUCACUAAAUCCCCCCCCCCCCCCCCCAAUUAAAAUGUACAUUUUUAUGGAUCUCAGGACAAAACCUUAGUUUUGCAGAAAUCUGUCCAUUAUAUUUUUUUUAUAUUUAUUUGGUGGAAUAAAACCUCGUGUCGUUUCAGUUUGUUUCUGUUCCCUGAGAAACGGAAAGGACCCGACACGUAUGUAACAGCUCAGCGCUCUCUUUCGGCCAAUAAAAAAGGAGCAUUUUUCUAUCUGUUACUGUUUUUGGUUUUGUCCCCCUUUUGUCACAUUCCGCCCCCCACAAACCCCUGCUGAGCACGUCUUUCUGAUCUGCCGUUUUCUAAGUCUGUUUUCCAAUAAAAGGAGAGAAUAGA
Molecule: messenger RNA, 1575 nt
Organism: Xenopus tropicalis (tropical clawed frog)
Lineage: Eukaryota; Metazoa; Chordata; Amphibia; Anura; Pipidae
Gene: spcs2
Product: signal peptidase complex subunit 2
Biological process (GO): protein maturation
Cellular component (GO): membrane; endoplasmic reticulum membrane; signal peptidase complex
Source: RefSeq, marked validated